AUGGUGCGGCACGUCUUCAAUCCCGACUCCAAGGUCUAUCUGGAGCUUUGGGAGGAGCUCAAACGGCAGGUGUGUCAAGGCACCGCCGCGAACUGUUUCUGCAAAAGCUUCUACCUGAAGGAUCCCGAGAAGGCGGAAAUUAACAACCUCAUGGUGGCCUACGCUUGCGGCGGAUUAGUCGAAGCAGGCAGUGGUCGGCCGGGACCGGCUCCCGGCUGGGAGGACGAGCCUAACCUGCCCUACAUCCGCGCCAUUAUCGAGGAAACCCUGCGCUGGCGGCCUGUGUACAAAUUCGGCAUGAUGCAUGCCACGAGCGACGACGAUUGGUACGAUGGAUACUUCAUCCCCAAGGGAUCGGUUGUCAUCUUGAUUUGA
Aspergillus vadensis CBS 113365 is the source of this 375-nucleotide messenger RNA. RefSeq lists its product as uncharacterized. The transcript is spliced from 2 exons. The record is from RefSeq and is a predicted model, not a curated record. Bases 1 to 375 code for a protein of 124 amino acids. NCBI's taxonomy places the organism in Eukaryota, Fungi, Ascomycota, Eurotiomycetes, Eurotiales, Aspergillaceae. Gene Ontology annotation, molecular function: monooxygenase activity; oxidoreductase activity, acting on paired donors, with incorporation or reduction of molecular oxygen; heme binding.